Messenger RNA from Arachis stenosperma, 1068 nucleotides. RefSeq lists its product as uncharacterized. NCBI's taxonomy places the organism in Eukaryota, Viridiplantae, Streptophyta, Magnoliopsida, Fabales, Fabaceae. The transcript has 2 exons. The coding region runs from base 1 to 1068 and encodes 355 amino acids. Gene Ontology annotation, molecular function: nucleic acid binding; zinc ion binding. The record is from RefSeq and is a predicted model, not a curated record.
AUGUCGACUCACGGACGCGGUCGCGGCCGAGGUAGAGGUAGGAUAGGCACUUUUACUCCUGGCCUAGCAGGGAAUGAUCCAGUAGACUUCAUGGCUGCCCUGGGAAAUAUGGCUGCGGCUAUGCAGGCGACAGCCGAGGCACUGGGUAAUCAGAUAAACCAGGGUAAUCAUGGAAACAAUAAUGAUGAGGAUGGUCCCAUGACACUUGCUACAUUUCUGAAAGUUCACCCUCCGACCUUUAGGGGAACCUCAAAUCCCACAGAUGCAGAUAACUGGAUUCAAGCUAUGGAACGGGCACUGCAGGCUCAGCAGGUUCCUGAGGAGCAAUGGCUUAAGUUUGGAACUUAUCAGCUGCAGGCCAGAAAUGCCAAAGAACUUGAAUUGAUGCAGUUAAAGCAGGGACAGAUGACUGUUGCUGAGUAUACUAGCAGGUUUGAGGAGUUAUGUCGCUUUUCUCGUAUUUGUCAAGGUGCGCCUGAUGAUUUUGCUGAGUGGAAAUGUAUUAAGUAUGAGGGAGGUCUUCGAAGUGAUAUUCUGAGCUUCGUUGCACCAAUGGAGAUCAGAGUGUUUUCAGAACUGGUAAAUAAAAGUAGAGUUGCUGAGGAUUGUCUGAGAAAGGCGACAUCAGAUAAGAGUGAUCAGCGAAUUUUUGUUAGGAGAGAUCAGGGAAGGAACUUCGCCCCUAGAGGACAAGAUUUUAAGCGAGGCGGUUACACCCCACAACCACAUUUGGGUCAGAAUAACUUCCAGAGAUUCAGUAAUAAUAACAGUCAGGGAAGAGGCAAAGGAAAGCAAGCUCAGACCCCACCGAAUGAUUUAACUUGUAGGAGGUGUGGAAAGUACCACCCGAAUACUCCGUGCAGGGCUGGUUUAGGUGUAUGCUAUUACUGUGGUGAAGCUGGGCAUUUGUCUUGGAAUUGUCCAGAAAAGAAAAAGAAUCAAGAAGCUGGAAAGGCACAACAUCAGGGACGCGUGUUCACUAUGACAGCGGAUGGUGCUGGAACCGCAGAUACUCCGAUUAGAGGUAAUCACGCACUGAUAAUCGAAAUUUCCGACUGCCUUGCGUAG